This is a messenger RNA of Mesocricetus auratus (golden hamster), 9409 nucleotides long. RefSeq names its product tripartite motif containing 66 (gene Trim66). The record is from RefSeq and is a predicted model, not a curated record. NCBI's taxonomy places the organism in Eukaryota, Metazoa, Chordata, Mammalia, Rodentia, Cricetidae. The coding region runs from base 766 to 4479 and encodes 1237 amino acids. The transcript is spliced from 20 exons. Gene Ontology annotation, molecular function: protein binding; zinc ion binding.
UGGAGGUUCCUCGCCCCCCUGCACUUUCCUGCAGCGCAGGGGGCUUGGAGGGAUCUCUCCGGCUCCUGCUGUUUUUGAGAAUGAUGCGGUGAGAGUGUGUGCUUGGCAUCUGCGUGCUGCAGCAGUGUGGGGCUGACAGAGUGUGUCAACUUGAGCUCUGGCUGUGCAGGCACCGCUGCUGCGGGAGCCUGUUAUUCCAUUCUGGAUUGCUAUUUUGAUACCCAGAUUGCAUCAUUCUUCCUACGUAUAAACAGGGGGGUCCCCAGGGCCCUGCAGCUACUCACUUCUCCACCAACACUGUUGUUAUGAUGAGCUCUAUUUAAAUGAGCUGCCGGAUCCGGGCAGGUUCCAGCCACACAUGAGCACUGUCAUUUUGGGGAACAUGGAGGGCUGAAGAAUUUUUGUGGAUCGAGUCCUAAAAGCCUGAGAGCGAUGGCUUCCAGAGCUGUGUGCUGUGCAGAGGGCGACAGAGCUAGUUCCUGAAAGUUGAAAAUCUCGUUUUCUUCCUUCUGAGGCACCCAGAGGAUUAGGAAGGAGAUGCAGCUAGGAAGAGAGUCGCCUCUUUGAGGUCUCCCUCUUGCUGUUCAGUUUGGGAAAAUUGCUGCAGAGACUUGGAGAUAAACAGGAACAGGAGGAGUCAACCUCGCUCUUUCUUGCAGGAGCAUCUCAGAGCUCAUCUCCUGUCCUGGAUGUCAUCGAGUGUAUCUUACCAGAGAUGUAACUGAACAUAUUUUUCUUCAGUGCUUUUCUCCUGGGCAACCCACAAUGGCCAGGAACUGCUCUGAGUGCAAGGAGAAGAGGGCAGCACACAUCCUCUGCACCUACUGCAAUCGCUGGCUGUGCAGCUCUUGCACAGAAGAACACCGACAUGUCCCAGCCCCAGGGGGCCCACUCUUUGCACGGGCACAGAAGGGAUCUCCAGGGGUGAAUGGUGGCUCUGGGGACUUCGCCUUGUACUGCCCUCUGCACACACAGGAAGUGCUCAAGCUCUUCUGCGAGACAUGUGACGUGCUCACGUGCCACAGCUGCCUGAUGGUGGAGCACAAAGAGCACAGGUGUAGACAUGUUGAAGAAGUUCUACAAAACCAGAGGAUGCUUCUGGAAAGUGUGACUACGCAGGUGGCACAUAAGAAAUCCAGCCUGCAGACAUCUGCAAAGCAAAUUGAGGACAGGAUUUUUGAAGUGAAGCAUCAGCAUAGGAAGGUGGAAAACCAGAUCAAAAUGGCCAAGAUGGUCCUCAUGAAUGAGCUGAACAAACAGGCCAAUGGACUCAUAGAGGAGCUUGAGGGCAUUACUAAUGAGAGAAAGAGGAAGCUGGAGCAGCAGUUGCAGAGCAUCAUGGUUCUCAACCGUCAGUUUGAGCAUGUGCAGAACUUCAUCAACUGGGCCGUCUGCAGCAAAACCAGCGUCCCUUUCCUUUUCAGCAAAGAGCUGAUUGUGUUCCAGAUGCAGCGGCUGCUGGAGACGAGUUGUAAUACAGAUCCUGGCUCUCCCUGGAGUAUCAGAUUCACCUGGGAGCCCAACUUCUGGACCAAGCAGCUGGCUUCCCUUGGGUGCAUCACCACCGAGGGUGGACAGCUGUCCCGGGCAGAUGCUACAGCUGCUUAUGGGACCUUACAGGGACCAUCAUCCUUUUAUCAGAGCCACCAGGCCCCCAUGGCUCAGCAGGAGUCGCUCAGCCACUCCUCACACAAGUUCCAGCCUCCAGCACUGUGCUCCUCGUCUGUCUGCUGCUCCCACUGCUCCCCAGUCUCCCCUUCCCUCAAAGGCCAGGCGGCCCCACCCGGUAUCCACCCAGCUCACAGCUUCCGGCAGCCCUCUGAAAUGGUGUCCCAGCAGCUGGGGUCACUGCAGUGUUCCACUCUGCUGCCCAGGGAGAAAGAGCUAGCCUGCAGUCCUCAUCCACCAAAGCUGCUGCAGCCCUGGCUAGAGCCACCGCCUCCUGCAGAACAGGAGAGUACAUCCCAGCGGCCAGGACAGCAGCUGAUUUCCCAGCCUGUGUGCAUCGUCCCUCCACAAGACGUUCAGUCCGGAGCUCAUGCCCAGCCCACCAUACAGACACCCUCCAUCCAGGUUCAGCUGGGCCACCAGAAGCUGAAGCUCAGCCACUUUCAGCAGCAGCCACAGCAGCAGCCACCACCCCCACCUCCACCUCCCCCACCCACCCAGCAUGCACCCCCACCCUUGCCUCCAUCCCAGCACCUGGCUUCAGGUCAGCACGAGAGCCCUCCUGGGUCCGCCUGUUCCCAGAACGUGGACAUUAUGCACCACAAGUUUGAGCUGGAGGAGAUGCAGAAGGACUUGGAACUUCUCCUUCAGGCUCAGCAGCCCAGCCUGCAGCUGAGUCAGACCAAGUCUCCUCAGCAUCUUCAGCAAACCAUUGUGGGCCAGAUCAACUACAUCGUGAGGCAGCCAGCACCCGUUCAGUCCCAGAGCCAGGAGGAAACCCUGCAGGUUACAGAGGAGCCACCAGCAUCUGAGGGCCCAAAGCCAGUUCUACCCCUUGACAAGAAUACUGCUGCUGCCUUGCCACAGACAUCUGGGGAAGAAACUCCUCACAGUGUCCCCACAGUGGACAGCACCUCACAGCACUCCUCUCCAAAUGUGGUGAGAAAGCACUCCACCUCAGUGAGCAUCAUGGGCUUUUCCAACACUCUGGAGAUGGAGUUGUCAUCUACCAGGCUGGCGAGGACCACAGAGCCACAGAUCCACAGGGUGAGCAGCCUGACAGCUGGUCCCACCCACACAAUUCCGAGCCUGCUGAGUGGCCCACCACAAACUGUGUCUAGCCUGAUGAGUGUUUCAAACCAUGCCGUGCCCAGCCCAGCCAGUCAUCUGCAACCCGCGCCGAACCUUGUACGUGGCACAUUCCAGUCCAUGCCCAACCUGAGGGGUGAUUGCUCUCAGGCCGUUACAAGCAACCACUCACAGGCUGGGCCCAGCCUAAUGUCUGGGCACACCCAGGCUGUGCAGAGUCUGGCCACUUGUCCUCCGCAAGGCAUGCCUCCGGUUUCUGACAUACGUUUGGAGACUAGAUCCACUUCCAGUCCCAGCUCUGGCCAAACUGCAGAGAGCCUGGGCCUCAAGGAUGGGGCCGAGUCUUCCCUGGGGAAUGCCCUGUGUAAGAUGGAGAGUGAGGAUGGCACUCGUGUCACAGACUCAAUAGGACAAGGCUCCACAGCCUCCAAUCUGGAUGUUCCCAAGGAUUUGGUUAUUCCCUCAGAACUGGAGGAACCAAUUAACCUCUCUGUGAAAAAACCUUUUCUGGUGCCAGUGAUCAACACGUCUACUGCUCUGCAACAGUACCAGCACCCAAAAGAAUAUGAGAAUUUUGAACAAGGAGCCCUGGAGCUGGAUACAAAAGAGAAUUCAAGCAUAAGAGCCAUCAGUAGUGAGCCCAAGAUUCCCUACGUGCGACUGGAGCGGCUCAAGAUCUGUGCUGCCUCAUCAGGAGAGAUGCCUGUGUUUAAGCUGAAGCCCCAGAAGAACAGCCAGGAUGGAAGCUUCCUGCUGGUGAUAGAGUGUGGCUCUGAGUCCUCUAGCAUGUCCAUUAAGGUCAGCCAGAACAGCCUGCCUGAUGCCACCAAAGGCCCAGGACUGGGGGGGAGAAAGGUCACCGUCACAUCUCUGGCUGGGCAGCGGCCACCAGAGGUAGACAGUGCAUCUUCUGAAGAACACAGACUUAUUCCCCGAAAUCUUGGAGCCAAAAAGUGCACCCCAGCCCCCAUAGAGAAUGAGGACUUUUGUGCUGUGUGCCUCAAUGGUGGGGAACUGCUGUGCUGUGACCGCUGUCCCAAAGUGUAUCACCUUUCCUGCCACGUACCCGCCUUGCUCAGCUUCCCAGGGGGAGAGUGGGUCUGCACCCUCUGCCGCAGCCUGAUGCAGCCUGAGAUGGAGUACGAUUGUGAGAACGCCCGCUACAGUCAGCCUGGAGUGCGGGUACCUCCCGGCCUGAGCAUGUAUGACCAGAAGAAGUGUGAGAAGCUGAUCCUGUCCCUGUGCUGCAACAGUCUCAGCCUGCCCUUCCAUGAACCAGUCAGCCCCCUUGCCAGGCAUUAUUAUCAGAUUAUCAAGAGGCCCAUGGACCUUUCGAUUAUCCGGAGGAAGUUGCAAAAGAAGGACCCAGCUCACUACACCACUCCAGAGGAAGUGGUGUCAGACGUACGCCUCAUGUUCUGGAACUGUGCUAAAUUCAAUUAUCCUGACUCGGAGGUUGCAGAGGCUGGUCGCUGUCUGGAAGUAUUCUUUGAGGGCUGGCUAAAGGAGAUCUACCCAGACAAAAGCUUUGCCCAGCCCCGGCAAGAGGAUUCAGACUCCGAGGAUGUAUCUGGGGAGAGUGGCUGUUCCACCCCUCAGGGCUUCCCGUGGCCUCCCUACAUGCAGGAAGGCAUCCAGCCCAAGAGGCGGCGGCGACAUAUGGAGAAUGAAAAGACAAAGAGAAUGUCGUUUCGCCUGGCCAACAGCAUCUCACAGGUGUGAGAACUGGAAGGAGACGGGGCGUUCUGGUGGCCGAUGUCCCAUCCUCGCGACCAUUCCUCCCCAUCCUUCAGCUUAUCGUCUUCAGAGUGUGGCUGGGAGAUGUCUUGUUGAGCGGGUAGCGCUCCCUUCAUCAUUUGCAUCUCUAGCAUUUAUUUGGGAGCCAUAGUGCAUCCACCAUAAAGAAGAUUUCAGUAAAACAGGGAAGAGGGAGGUUCCUCAUUGCCAGAGUAAUCGGACAUACAGGUUCCAUGCCUCUCAAGGCUUGGAAGGACCUGGCUUCCUCAUGAGCUCUCUCAAUUGAGGAGAGCAGACUUUGCUCACCUCUCAGCAGCCAGGGCUCAGGAACACUGUGUGUGUCUGAACUCCUGGCUUAGAAGUGGGUAUAAGAAAGGAAGCGAGAUUUGGAUAUAUGGCAGGCCUAUGAACCCUGUCCCAGAACAGCCAAAGACUGUCACUGUCUGCCUUUGCUCGUCCUGUUGGGACAGAGGUAUCUGCCACUGGCAGAAUAAUGGAGGCUUCUCGAGGCCCUAGGUCUCAAUUGGUGCCUAUUUGGGUUCUAACGGUUUUCAGGGUAUUUGUUUUCACGCCCCCUUUCCUGAGUAGGACUUGGGUGGUCACUGUGAAAUGCUAUGUGUGGUUUGGCACUUUUGCCUGAGCUAGGAGGCAGUGCAGAGACCAGAUUUCAUUUACAUCCAGAAGAUGCCAGCUUCAGAAUCUGUCCUUUUGUAUCCUAAUAGCACUUCAGAACCUACCUUCUCAAAAGUGACUAUUAUGUGCAUCAGUGGCUCUUCCUUGGUCAUCUCUAUUCAGACAUCCGUAUCUUGAGUUUUACUUGGGAGAAAUGUGAGGUGGUGUCUACUGCAGGUACAGAGUUCCCUGGCAAGAAUAACCCACAGCCAGUACUGUGCUGGGCCUCUUCUGCCCAAGUCUAGUUCUCUUUUUCACACAACCAAAGAUCAGAACUGUGGCCAUGCUGUUCACAGCCCAGAAGCAGCCAACACUCAUCACCCUCUAUUGUAGGAGCUUGGAAAAGGCAGCAGUGACUGACAGGAGUCUAAUCGAAGAAUUCCUGGGCUAAGGGCAGAGAAGGGGAAUCCUUUAGUGACCCUGAGGUAACUCUAGAGUUAUGGCUCUCACAGAAUGCCCAGAAAGACAUUCUGGAAGCCAAGAGCAGUAGAACUGAAGGCCAUAUCGUAGAUGGAUCUCCAAGGUGUUGGCAGGAUUUGGAAGGAAGCCUCUGAGACAUACACAGGGACAGGUUUCUUCCUAGGCAUUGGCUUGGUUGAGGAAGGACCUAUUGAUUAUAUUGUUGGUGGAGAUGGCAUCUCAGUGACCUGGUCCUGAGGCAUGGCUAAUUUCAGGGGAUUCUCAGGCUGUGGCUUUGUUUUUGCAAAGAGGCACAGUUUAAGGAAGUGAUUGUUCACAGGGUCUUAGUUGGGAAACAUCUUACCAGAAACCUUCUCUUCUUCUCCACGAGAGAAGCAAAAGCACUCGGCCCCCUUUGACUGGACUGAGGGAGCAUCUUCACAUCACAGCCCUGCCUACUGCCCUGUGGUUCAGCAGCACUGCCAAGCUCUCUUCAGUACGUGGGCUUCCAUACCUGCUGUCUAACUCGAGGCAGUUGACUCUUCAGUUCAUUUCUGGUCAGGUAACCUUCGGAAACAGGCUUUGCUCUUUAUGUUCACAAUGCCUUUUGUUGGGGCUCUGGGUAUUUCUCUUUUGAUUUUUGCAUCCUUCUCUCUGAUUGGUCUGGUAAGUUUCCUUCUGUUUGUGCCUUUUCGAAUUCCUGCUUUGGGCAUCUUCCCUUUUGUGGCACAUAUUCUAUACUUUAUGGUGUUUGGCUCUGGAAAGCCACUGAACACUAUGAAACCUAACAACUUUUCCUGGACCAGCUGGAGACUGUGCCUGUGACAUGGAAAUGCCUGGUUCAAAGCCUCGCUUCUCCUAUCUUGGUACAGCUUGCAGAUUGAGUGUGUCCGGUUAGUACAAGGAUCAGCUUCUGGGCCCAGGGAUACGAUAGGCAGUCCUCUGUCCCCUUUCCACUAUAGAGCCCCUCUGUGCCGAGAGGCUCCCUCUGGGCAUGUGAGCAGGGCAGAUAGGAAAGAGGGAUGACUUUUCCUUCCGGAUGUGAGGCCCUGGUCAUCUUUCCUUCCCUAUACUGACUAGCCCAUGGGAUUUUUCCUGGAACUAUGUUUUUAAAGUCAUCUUUCUUUGCAUGCAAACAACAACAACAACAACUGGAAAUUUAAGAAAUUUAAAACAAAACCAAACACUUAUUCACUAAGUAAGUUUUGCUCUUUGGCUCUUCAACAUUUUUAUUGGAUCCUGCAGUGGCUUAUUCCCAUAUGGUCCAGUCAUAAAGUCAGUUAAGCUCCUGUGGACAGAGUCAUGCAGUGGAAAUGCAAUGAGUUCUGGUUGUUUUGCUGCAGUGUGCAGCCCUAGGAGACAAGAAACUUCUUGGCCGUGCUGAGCAAGUGCUGAGAAACGUGACAGUAGGAUGGCUUCAGUGGACACAAGGGCAUUUUGGUGCAAAAACUGAUACGGUAUGGACUUUAAAAGCAUUCUUUCACAGAAUAUGCGUAGGUUGAUCCACCUGAAUUCUAGCAACAGGUGUGUGCCUGCUGUAGGAACCUUGCUGAAUGGCAGCCACCUGGCCUUCCUUGGACGCUGCUCCAUGUGUGACAUUGUUGGAAACACAGUCUUUGUAUGCCUCUUAAUACCUAGGCCCCUCUGUAGCUGGUGCCUGCUCCCCCCACUUUUACCACAUUGGUCACUUGUUAACUUAGGAGCUGAGUCUUUGCUUCCGCCUCCUCUUCUCCAGGCCCUCUCCUGUUGUGCUUACCCCCUCCCCUCUGCCUGCUUCCAUGACUGUAUCCCUCCCCCUUUCCCACUUCCAUCCUUCUCCAGGGUUUCCUCCUCUCGCCAGAGUGAACCCAGGGCCCACCACAGAGGUUCUGAUUAGCAUUCUGCACUUUGCUAACCUCCCCAACACCUACUUUCUCCAUUUUCCACACCAGCCUGCUUUCUGUUCCUUUUCGGCCUCUAAGCAUGGCAGGCUCAGAGCCACAGCCUCAGUAUUGAUUGGGAAUUCUUGGACUUGGUAUUACUCUUCUUUCUGAUAUCCAUUCUUCACCUUUGCUGUUGGCCAAUGACUGAGCUUACGGUCUGCUUUAUUGAAGAGAGCGCCUAAGGCAAGGGUUUCCUGCCCCCUGCUCUUCCUCUAUGACCAGUGUGUGCACCCUGCCUCACUUCCUUCCCUGUACUCCAGUUUUGUAUUUCCUGAGCCCCAUAUGCCCUCCGAGGCUUUGUUUUCCCUUCCCGGGCUCUGCAGGCUUUCUCCAUUGCUUACUUCUACACAGCCUACCAAAGUUAUCUCAAGAUUCAAACAAAAAUGUCACACCUGCGUCAUAGACCUUUUUCACUGUCCAUCAUUUUUCUUUUAACACAGACUGGGCAUGGUGGCAUACAUCUUUAAUCCCAGCACUUGGGAGGUAGAGACUGGAAGAGCUCCAGGAGUUCAAGGCCAGCCUGGUCCACAGAGUGAGUUCCAGGCCAGCUAGGGGUACACUGUGAGACCUGGCCUCAAAAAAAAAAGCAGCUAAAAGAAUAUUUUUUUGAUUCUUCAUCUUCAGCUCUCUAUGGAUUUUCAUAAGAGGCACCAGUGACCAUCCAGUUGCCAAAUGAGUUGAAUGCAUUUCAUUUCUCAACUGUCUCAAACUCUGUAUAGCACUCACUUCCCCACUAUUCUCUGCAGGCAGCAUUCUCUUCACUCAUCUUUUAGGAUGUUCCAGGUUCCCACAUUAUCUUUAUCUCGACCUCAAAGGCUGACCUUGUUUGAAACCUAGAUAGAGGGAUGUGCCUGGCUGUCAUUGUUUUCUUCUCUCCAGGGCCUGGGUAAGCAAGAAGAAUCACAGUUGUUCCCAAUUCCUGCUCUCUGUUUUUCAGUCCCUUCUUCCUGGGUUUGCUUCUUCUCUGUGGGGCUUGUUCAUGAGCACUUGCAGAGAGUUCUGCAUCUGUGAGUCCGUCCCUUGGUUGCUCCCAGGAGAACAUAGGGAGAUGGCUGAUUUGUUAGGAGUCAGCCUAAGUUAGGGGUGGAUUUUGUAGCUUGCAAUCUGCCAUCUGGCUCAACUGAAUUCCCAUGCAGGUGGACACCUCACCAGUAUGAUCUGUAUCAGUUGAAACCUGCCUCAGUCAGCAGGGAGCCAAGGAUCAUGAGACAGCAUGCUUCCAUGCAGGAUUCAGUGCUGCAGCCAGAAGAGUCCUAGCAAGGUCUGUCACGAUGACCUUCUGAGGGAGGGGAGUGCUGUGGUUCUUCACUGAGCUGAGCCUAGCUCAGCUAGACCCUUCAUAGGUCUUUCUCAUUUGUGUUGAUCAUCCCUCAUCUGCUUACUUCAGAUGUUACUGGAGCUGGAGGCAGAUGGUACCUGCUUUCUUUUGAGGUAUUGUAGAAGGACAUCUGACUUGAGAGUUUGAGAAUCUCAAUUUUGGCAUUGUCAGUGAUGGGUGGUAUGACUUGAGGUAUGUUUCCCUCAUCUAUGAAGUUAGGGAUCUCUCAGAGAUCCCAUAGCUCAAAGAUGACAACUGUGAUUCUAAAUCUGGAGCCCAGGCCAUAGAGGAACAGAGGAACUCUGGGAGUGGGGAAACAGCUAGGGAAGUCCCAACCAAGCAGGGCAACAAACUCUACAGGCCAAACCGCACUGCUUUGAAGAAAGUCUUCAUUGGUGGUGCUGCUUCUUGAGCCAUAUGCCCAGACCUCAAGCUGUACUCUUCUCGGGUGUCUGGACACGUUACUCCUUCGUCUUUCCUAGACAUGGUCAUUUGAUCCAGGUGGCUAGAGGCACAAGGAAGGGAUUUAAGGGGAAGCAUAAUGGAUUUUAAAUGGACCACACAUUCAAAAUCAAAUAAACAUAGCACUUUCCAUUACCAGCAA